Molecule: messenger RNA, 282 nt
Organism: Penicillium taxi
Lineage: Eukaryota; Fungi; Ascomycota; Eurotiomycetes; Eurotiales; Aspergillaceae
Exons: 2
Coding region: 1-282 (93 amino acids)
Source: RefSeq, a predicted model, not a curated record
AUGGAUGACGCUUUCGAUCCGGUUUUCCCCCCUUUGGUCUUGCGCUCCUUUAUUGCUACGCUCGUUGUUGUCUUCGUUAUACUGUUAUUCGGCCCUCCGUUACUAGGGCCUGUUUCCUCAUCGUCCUAUAGUAUAGGGCCGCUACCCCCGGAGCUACCUCCACUCGAGUCUGUUGACUCCUAUGGUAUUCCCCACGAACUGGUGGAGGAGACCUCGAGAUGGCUUAGUGGCAUUUUCACGCUAAAUCUUAGCUCCACGCAGCAUGUGCGCCCUCGCAGUUAG